UAAAAUUUUCAUGAUAAUCAAGUAUGUCAUCAAUCUAUAAGUCAUUUGGCAUUUUUUUAUAAAAGUAAAUAAGAAUUUUCCAAAUUUCCAAUUAAUUUCAAAAAAUUCUUAAAAAAUAUUCUUGAUUCAUUCUAAAAAAACUAUUUGAUGGAUGGCACCCAUCAGUCAUUAAAAUGGUGUGCAAUAAGGAUAGCUCUCCUAGUAACGGACAUACUUGAUAAUUUUCUAGACGAAAUAAACCAGAAAUCCCGCCUUAUUGACAAGCAACCUUCUUCAUCUACCUCGUUGACACUGGCACCAGAGAAGAGUCACAUCAAGAGAGACCUUCAAGCAAUUGAAUACUACAAUCAAAUUUUUCCAGAAGCUGGCCAAGAAACACGAAAGACUGCUGCAAUUGGAGGUCAAGAGGCGCAAACUCAAGAAAAGCUCCCCCCUUUACCACAACGUCUUACAGCUGGACAAAAUACAACAAAAUCCCCAUCUCGAACUCAGGGUGCACUAAAAAUAAGAGGAUCGACUAAGACACAAUCACCAGGUCAGGUGCAAGCAAGAUGCAUUUAUCAAGCAAAUUACCCAAUAGCUACCCCGGCUCCAGAAGAUGAAGCAAACUCCUCCGCAACUUACGCUCGCAGUCAAGAAGGUGUUCCAUCAGGUGGACAAGGUAGAUCGGCCGAGUACUCCCAAGGGUUUGCUGAUGGAUUUUCCCAAGCAAGUGGACAAGCAGGUGUAGGGCAAGUUCUUCCAGACUUUAUAGCAGCACUGCUUGGAGGGUCAUCAACGUACACUGGUAGCAACCCUGCUUACAGCUCGCCAAGUGCUAUAGCUGACAGUCUUAGUCAAAGAAGCCGCCAAUAUAACACUUUCACUGUUCCAAACCAAGGAUCCAACCCCUCUCCCUUACCGAAUAUUCCAACACCUACCCCAGAUUCGAAACUUUCGCCCUUUGUGCCCAUCCACCAAGGAUACCCCUCUGGUAGCAAAAACAUAGAACAUACGCAGUUUCUAACUAUCCCUCAGAUGGGAGGCAACCCUUACGGUUCCCCUGGUUUCGUCGAAGCAGGCCAAUGUAUGCCUGGACAGUAUAAAUUUGUAGGCUGCCUCUCACUGCCAAUGUCACUUACUGAGCUACAAAAUCAAUGUAUCCAACGGCAGGCGGAAAUAGAAUCUCUAGCAGCCAGUAGAACAUAUGCUGUUCCUGCGAAACUGAAGGAAAGACCGAAUGCCAUGGAAAAGGGCACUUACGCAAUUCCAGGAGGCCCAAUGGCAAAUCGAACGUAUACUGUAUCGGGGCAAAGCUAUUUACCAUGCAACCAAAGCCCGGGGACUUCAUUAGGAAAUAGGACGUAUACCAUUGCAGGAUUGGGCAAUUCACCAUGGCCAACAGAUCAAGAUCCACCAAUGCCAAUUGACAACAGGACGUAUAAUGUUGCAGGACCAGGCCAUACGGAUCGAAACCUCAACUCAGCUUUAUCUACCACAAUCAGUGGAAUAAGUCGGGUGGUUGCAAAUCUACAAAGAACAAUUGAUAGUGCAAAUGGGGAGUUGCCAACUGAUCCUGCAGAGCUGAACCUGUAA
Molecule: messenger RNA, 1575 nt
Organism: Hermetia illucens (black soldier fly)
Lineage: Eukaryota; Metazoa; Arthropoda; Insecta; Diptera; Stratiomyidae
Exons: 4
Coding region: 148-1575 (475 amino acids)
Source: RefSeq, a predicted model, not a curated record